CUUUUUUUUGUACCUGCUUGUUUUCAAGCCAUGGAGUCUGGGACUCAAACUGUGCAGUCAUCCAUGUGGGAUCCAGCCACCACUGUGCCACCAGCUGGCCUUAGAAGAGUGUUUCUUAAGCUAUAGUAGGGUGGCCUGGAGGAACUGGUGGAAGAGCUCAGCAGCGGGAAGGUGAUGUAUGCAUUCUGCAGAGUGAAGGACCCCAACUCCGGCCUGCCCAAGUUCGUCCUUAUCAAUUGGACAGGUGAGGGUGUGAACGACGUGCGGAAGGGAGUAUGCGCCAACCAUGUCAGCACCAUGGCCAACUUCCUGAAGGGAGCCCAUGUGACCAUCAAUGCACGGGCCGAGGAGGACGUGGAGCCCGAGUCCAUCAUGCAGAAGGUAGCAAAGGCCUCUGGCGCUAACUACAGCUUCCACAAGGAGGGCAGCCGCUUCCAAGACACGGGGCCCCAGGCCCCUGUGGGCUCUGUGUAUCAGAAGACUAAUGCUGUCUCAGAGAUCAAGAGAGUCGGCAAAGACAGCUUCUGGGCCAAAGCAGAGAAGGAGGAAGAGAACCGCCGGCUGGAGGAGAGGCGGCGUGCAGAAGAGGAGCAGAGGCGGCUGGAACAAGAGCGCCAGGAGCGGGAGCUGCGAGAGGCUGCACAGCGAGAGCAGCGCUAUCGGGAGCAGAGUGCCCGCAGGCCAGAGCAGCAGCAGCAGGAUGUGAUUCCAGGGGGCCGCACAGAACAGGAGCCUGCUGGCCAGCGGGCUGUGCACCCAAGGGAAGUUUUCCAGCAGAAGGAGAGGGCCAUGUCUACCACCUCUGUCCCCAGCCCACAACCAGGCAAGCUGAGGAGUCCCUUCCUGCAGAAGCAACUCACACAGCCAGAGGCACCCAGCACCAGAGAGCCGGCUCCAACUCCCAUCAUCUCAGGGCCUAGAGCAGAUCUCUGUGAGGGGCCAGCAUCCAGCGCCACUCCAUAUCUGGUCCAGGCAGAAGAAGAGACCGUGUAUGAGGAGUCCCCAGAGCAGGAGGCUCUCUAUGAGGAGCCCCCAGAGCAGGAGACCCUUUAUGAGGAGGCUCCUCAGGUGGGUCUCCACAAGUGGGAGGGCAGAACUGCGAAGACUCAGGUGCAGCAGCCAGGGACCGGAUCUGAGCAGGUCAACCCCCAUACAGAGGGCCGGGUGUUCGGUGGGCAAGGACUCUGUGCCCGGGCCCUGUAUGACUACCAGGCAGCUGACGACACAGAGAUCUCCUUUGACCCUGAGAACCUCAUCACAGGCAUCGAGGUGAUCGACGAGGGCUGGUGGCGUGGCUACGGGCCGGAUGGCCACUUUGGCAUGUUCCCUGCCAACUAUGUGGAGCUCCUUGAGUGAGGCCAAGGCCUACCUUCCAACCCACCCAGAUGGCCCCUAGCUGCUGGGUUAGGGGGCCCAUCAAGAGCCCAUACGCUGUGAAGGGCACCCAUGAGGACAAGUCCCUGGGACUCCCCGGGCUUGGGUGGCUUGGCCUCUGACACCCAAAUGCAGCAAUAACCUGGUGAUUCCCCAACAUGUUCCCUGUAGCCACCCAGAUCCUCCCUCCAGCCUGGGCCUGACCUCAUGGCCACAUCGGCAGGGGGCAUGGAGCUGAGUGAGGUCAUCUGGAGGCUGCUUCUGAAUUUGCCUUUCUUUCCUGCUCUUGCUUCUAUGGAGUGGUGUCUACAGCUGUUCAGAACAACCAUUGGGCACAGGGAGCUCCCGAGGGUGGUUUUGGGUAGAGCUUAUGACCAAGCCUGAGUGGACACAGACAGUGUGGGCAACAGGGGUCAUCUCAUUGGCCCCUGCUCAUGGUUGUCCACCUUCUUAGGCUAUGGGAAGUGCUUGGGCUGUGGGAAGUGGAUUCAGUGACCCAGCCCCCCACCUUUGCGUGUGUGAAAACAGCAGACAUGAUGUGCCUUCGUGUGGCUCACUCAGUGCUUGCCAGCUGUCCCACAGAGUGAUCCUGGCUUCAAUCCCCCAUUCUCUGUCCCAGCCCUUUGUGUCCUGAGGAAUAGGUCUGCUUUUAUGCUGAGAUUCCCCAUGGUCUACUUGAGCCCUUGGCCCAGCCCUGCCCUACUCAGUGGUCCCAGGUGGAAACAAACACCCUGCCUGGGAUAAGCACAUGUGUGCCUAUGUGUGUGCAUACCCAAAUGCAUCCUCAAGCCUUAGCGCCAAUGAUCAGCCACCUGGGAAAGGCAUGGAUAUUUGGGUGUGGUUACAGCCAGAACCUUCCUGUGUUUCCAUUCUGGAAGAGGUCAGGGGUUGCCCUGUUCCCUAUCUUGAGCUUCCGCCCAUGUGCACUGUGUGUGUGUGGAGUGAGGUUCCUGGUGCCCUCCAAAUCUGGGAACUAGGUCCCUCUGGUGCCCCAGGAGCUAGACAGAUAAAUGUGACUCCUAUCCUCCCCUGAUGGUGGUGGCCCAAAGAAAAGCUGCACCAAGGGCAGCACACCCUCCUCUCAUGAAGAUUGCAGGCCUGCCUAGCUUUGAGGCCCCCUGAGACUUGUCUGUCCCCAGCCAGGAAGUGAGACUUGGUGCCCUCUAAAGACAGCUGGGUGGGAAGUGAUGGUGUCCUGGCUAUGGUCUUUCCCCCAUGGGGAUAGCCACAUCACUGGACUCUGCCCUAAGUGGCCCCACACACUGGUUCCAGAGCCUGGUAUCAAGUGGCCCUGAGCUUCAGGCUCACAGUCCCUUGCCCCUGGAGUCUCCACAGCUAAUGGUACCCACACUGGACUUGAGAUGGUGGGAGGAGGUGCCUUUAUUGCCCUGAGGGCCAUCCCUCUCACUUGGCCUUGCCUUGGGCAGCCACAGCCUCCAUGGCCUUCCGUACUGUCUCCUCGUCACCCAGGAAGCGCAUUGGCUUGGUGGGCUUCAGUGCCUGGUCCAGCUCGUACACGAUGGGAAUCCCCGUGGGCAGAUUCAACUCCAUGAUGGCCUGGUCUGACAUCCCUGAACCAGAAGAACAGUCAUUCUUAGUCCCUUCACCCCCAGCCCAUCCAGGCAGAUGCUGACCUUUAUGGGCCAGAGUCAGUACCCCAGACACCAGCUCUCCUGGCUAAGAACAAGGCUACAAAGUAAACCUAAAGGUCAGAGUAAAACCACCCUGGACUAAGCAGCCUCCAGAAAUAGCCCUGCGGUGAGCAAGGGCCUUAUGUGGCCAAGCCACUAUCCAUGCCUGCAGGUGCUGCCCAUGAUCUUGGCCCAAUAUAACACCUGGUCAGGCUGAAGUAGGGGGUCAGGAAGAACACUCAUGAAGGUUUCUAGAGAGUUCUAGAUACCCCAGGCAAGAGGUGGUGAGACAGCUAGGUGGUGGGAAGUAGUGCCUGCUGGAAACCCGAGCCCUGUGCCUGCUGUGCUGGGAAUAGCAGUUCGACCUUUGGGAUGUGCCUGCCUGGCCUCCGUGCAGGAGUUUGAAAGCCAGGGACACCCAGACUCCCACUGAAAUGCCCUACAGGGCCACCCCCUGGUUUGGGCCACACCCGAUGGUGCCCAAGGGUUCCUCUAGUCCAUGUAACAGGCCUGACCCCAGAGGCCUAUUUGUUACCCCUCCUUGCCUAGUGGGAACCUACCCUCAACUGUGAAAGCCUGGCUGCUCCCAGCCUCAUUACCUCAUUACCCCUCUGGACUGGUCUUGCCUCUGCCUGGGAAGGGCAGUGAUGGGGCAGGAGCUGAGCGCUACUGGGGGUUGGGGAGGAAGCAGGUUCAAUCCACACCCAGCGGCAGCCAGGCCAGAGGCAUUUAUAGCUGUGUGCAUGUGUGCAUAGUCUGGCCUUUUAACUGGCCAGGUCCCCGUGGGUAGCAUGCCAGCCUCAGCCUGCCUGCCUGUGGUCAGGGGGUGCUCCCUGAGUGGCUUGGUCUCUGGUUGUGCAGGCUUAGCCCCUGUUGCCUUUGUAGGAAGCCCAUUUUGCUUAGAGUCUAGUGCAUGCAUAAAACAAAGUUUUCACA
Molecule: messenger RNA, 3941 nt
Organism: Tupaia belangeri chinensis (Chinese tree shrew)
Lineage: Eukaryota; Metazoa; Chordata; Mammalia; Scandentia; Tupaiidae
Gene: DBNL
Product: drebrin like
Exons: 12
Coding region: 175-1356 (393 amino acids)
Biological process (GO): postsynaptic actin cytoskeleton organization; regulation of actin filament polymerization; positive regulation of dendritic spine morphogenesis
Cellular component (GO): postsynaptic density; lamellipodium; actin filament
Molecular function (GO): actin filament binding
Source: RefSeq, a predicted model, not a curated record